This is a messenger RNA of Leopardus geoffroyi (Geoffroy's cat), 1942 nucleotides long. RefSeq names its product PYM homolog 1, exon junction complex associated factor (gene PYM1). Bases 863 to 1474 code for a protein of 203 amino acids. Gene Ontology annotation, cellular component: exon-exon junction complex; cytoplasm. The transcript is spliced from 3 exons. Lineage: Eukaryota; Metazoa; Chordata; Mammalia; Carnivora; Felidae. The record is from RefSeq and is a predicted model, not a curated record. Gene Ontology annotation, biological process: exon-exon junction complex disassembly. Gene Ontology annotation, molecular function: RNA binding.
CCGGGGCUUUGGAUCCUCAGUGCCCAGACCUACACGAGGUUAAUUAGAAUAUUAACUGGCUCCGCCCAGAAGCCUUCACCCUGCCCUCCGACCCUGGGGCCCAGCCUAAGGAGGCUCCCGGGGUCGAAGGCCAGAGCAAACUUGGGCCAUCGUCUUUUCGCCGCCCGAAUCCUCCGGGCCGCCCCAGGGGCAGGGCCAACCAGGGCUGCCCGCCCAACCCGGCCCGCCGCCUCCUCGGUCGUGGAAUUCGCCGGCAGCCCUUAGGCUGCGGGGACAGGUGACCGGACAGCAGCACCCCCUGCCUUGCACGCCCCUUUCGCGGAUCUGACCCGAGGGUUGAGCUGGGUAGCCGAGGGCAAUCGACACGCGAUUUCGACCUCUCCACCUUCUAAGAGAGGGUCAGUUGGGGGUCUUCCAUUCGUCCCUGACAAGAUUGGUGCGUUACCGGAGUUUGGCCGCCCCAUGUCCCGAAGCCGUUCUGGGACCCGGGUGCAGGCUAGGGCCUGAAUACUCUAACUCAUUUAUCAGCCCCACUUUCGGGGUGCAGGUGGGCCUUGCCCCCUUUUCCCUCGAAGGUCCUGGACGGAGAGGAGCCGUGCCCCAGAACUUCUCUCGGUGCCCAGAGGACUGUUUUACACGGAGCAGACGCCCAAUAUUGGAUUCAGUGGCAGUACUAGAGUCUGCGGCUUUUAUUUUAUGAAAGUCUUUAGCUUCUACUCUCUUCCUCCUUCUCCGUUCAUGAAACGGUGUACUCUCCCUUUAAGACUAAAAUGGUGGCUGGCUACGAUCAGGACUCCACUUCCGGUGGGGAGGGGGGCGGGACCCCAGCCCGCUCACGCCGGAAGUGGUUUGCGUUUUCAAGAUGGCGACUCCCUAUGUAACUGACGAGACCGGCGGCAAAUACAUUGCCUCAACACAACGACCCGACGGGACCUGGAGGAAGCAGCGGAGGGUGAAAGAAGGCUAUGUGCCCCAGGAGGAGGUCCCAGUGUAUGAGAACAAGUAUGUGAAGUUUUUCAAGAGUAAACCCGAACUGCCCCCAGGUCUGAGCCCCGAGGCCACUGCUCCUGCCACCCCAUCCAGGCCAGAAGGUGGCGAACCAGGCCUCUCCAAGACAGCCAAACGCAACCUGAAGCGGAAGGAGAAGCGGCGGCAGCAGCAAGAGAAAGGGGAGGCAGAGGCCUUAAGCCGGACUCUCGAUAAGGUGUCCCUGGGAGAGACUGCCCCACUCCCCAGCGCUCCGCAGGGCUCCCGGGCAGCCCCUGCAGCUGCCUCUGACCAGCCUGACUCAGCCGUCACCACCGAGAAGGCCAAGAAGAUAAAGAACCUAAAGAAGAAGCUUCGGCAGGUGGAAGAGCUGCAGCAACGGAUCCAGGCUGGGGAAAUCAGCCAACCCAGCAAAGAGCAGCUGGAGAAGCUAGCGCGGAGGAGGGCGCUAGAGGAGGAGCUCGAGGACUUGGAGCUGGGCCUGUGAGGCCUUUGGGGAGCAGGGAAUGGACUGCAGAAAAAACCAUGGGGCUCUCUGGGGUCCUGGGGAAUGUGGGCAGCAGCAGUCAGGGGGGUACCCCCUCCCUACUGACUCACUUCCACUUCUCGUGGCCCAACUCCGUCCUCCAGAGCCUAGCCUCGCCGUCAUUCCUUCCCUCUUCUUCCCAACUCCUAUUUUUUGGACUUUUCUCCCUCCCAUUCCCAGUGUUCAAAAUCUCAGUGAUUACCCCAGGUACCUUUGCUGCUGAUUUGGGUGUCUUGUUUAAAAGAAAAUUGGGCGGGUGGGAAUGUCUUAGAGAACUGAGGUUGAGGGUAGGGGGAGUACACUCAAGUCGGAGUCUUGGUUCCUGUUCACAGUGUUUAUGGGUUAUUUCCCCCGCCAUCCCUCACCGUUUUUUUUUUUUUUUUGGGGGGGGGGGGGCUUUUUUUUUUUUUUUUUUUUUGGUUUUUUUAA